UCGGCACAUCAGCUGUCAAACAUGGGCAAGGGAGACGGCGGCAAGAAGAAGAGCAAGGGCAAGCCGAAGCAUGGCGAUGAUGCGCCUGUCUUUGCUGAUGACGAUCGCUUUGCCCGCAUGCAUCAUGAUCCUCGCUUCAUGAGUCGGCCCAAGAAGGAGCGCAAGGUCAAGAUCGACCACCGGUUCAAGGCCAUGUUUGACGACCCACGCUUCCAGACACAGGCAUCCGUUGACAAGUACGGGCGCAAGAACAAGGUCUCGCAGGCCGAGGAACUGUCAAAGUUCUACGAGCUCUCGGGCUCGGGCUCGGGCUCGGGCUCGGGCUCCCGAGUCGGCUCGGGCUCGGGCUCUGGCUCUGGCGAGGCUGCUGGUAGUGAUGUCGAGGCCGGAUCUGGCUCUGAGACUGAAUCGGUCUCGGGCGGUUCCGAGUCUGGAUCCAGCAGCAACAAGCCGAUGUAUGAUCCUUCGCGUGGUAUCGGGAUCAUCUCCGAGUACUCCGAGUCCGAGUCUGAGGAUGAGGAUGCGGCCAAGUUUGAGGAGGAGGACUCGAGUGUGGAGGAGGGCUAUGUGGUGCAGGACACAGUGUCGAAGGAAAAGGUGCCGGUGGGAGAUGCGCAUCGGCGGCUGGCGAUCAUGAACUUGGACUGGGAGUACAUCAAGGCUGUCGAUCUGCUGGCGAUCCUGCAGUCGUUCUGCCCGCCGGCCGGCUCAGUCAUCUCGGUCACCAUCUACCCUUCGCAGUUUGGUGCGGAGCAGAUGGCAAUCGAGGACAAGCACGGACCGCAGCUUGAGGAUCCCGCCGAGGAGGGCGAGGAGAAGCUGUACAAGGUCGACGCCGAGUCGCUCAACCAGGUCAACGACGCAGCCAAGGAUGAGGUCGACAAGGCCAAGCUCCGGGCGUACCAGCUCCGCAAGAUGCGGUACUACUACGCCGUGGCCGUGGCCGACAGCGUGGAGACUGCACAUGCGAUCUACGAGCAGGUGGACGGGAUGGAGCUUCUGCAGUCGUCCAACUUUAUGGAUCUCCGCUAUGUGCCGGACGAGGUCGAGUUCAACGACUUUCCGCCGCGCGAGACAGCGACGACGCACACUAACGUCGAACUGACGUGGGACACCACGCCGCACGAUCGGGUCAAGGUCACCCAGCGCAAGUUUACCAAGGACGAGCUCCGUGACAUGGACUUCAAGGCGUACCUCGCGUCGGUCUCAGACUCGUCGACCGAUGACGACGAGGCAGAGGCCCUUGCCACUGCCGCCAAGGCAGCCGAUAAGCUCGACGCCGAGGAGCGCAAGAAGAUCAAGCGCAAGUCCAAGCGCAACAAGUACCGUUCGCUGCUGUUUGGCUCGGGCGAGCAGAAGAGCAGCGCGUCGUCGUCGGACGCCAGCAGUUCGGGCGAGGACGACUCGGCGUCGGACUCGGACGUGUCGUCGUCGAGCUCGAUUGCCCCCGCCAAUGACGAUGGCGACGUCAUCACGUUCCAGACCGGCGUCCGCUCCGAGGUCUCUCAGCUUGUCCGCGCCAAGCUCGCCGCCAAGCAGGCCGACGGGGACGACGAGGGGACCGGCAAGGAAAAGGAGCGCCGCCGGGAGUACCGCCGGCAGAGGAAGCUCGAGCUCAAGCAGGAACAGCUAGAGGCUGAGCUCGAGGCUAAGAUGGCGGGCGGCAAGAAGCGCAAGCGCGGGAGCAAGCCCGGCGACGAACUUGAUGCCAAGGCCCGGGCCCAGCUCGAGCUCCUCAUGUCAGGCUCCGGAUCUGACUCGGAGGACGACGGGACGGGCAACUUUGACUUCCGCAACGUGGUCAAGGCAUACAAGGAGGAGACUGCGCCGAAGCGCAAGCGGCGGAAGCGCGGCAAGAAGCAGGCGGAGAGCGCGAGCAAGGCGUCGAGCCAGUUUGAUGUCGAUGUCAACGACUCGCGCUUUGCCCCGCUCCUCACCUCGGCCGCCUUUGCCAUCGAUCCCAACGAUCCCCGGUUUAUGCGGACGCGUGGAAUGGACACCAUCCUCGAGGAGCGCCGCAAGCAUAGCGAGGCUGUUCGCGAGGCCGAGGCCGCCGAGGCCCGCGCCGGCGGCACCACGGCCACCAAGACUGAGCCAGCGAAUGACGGUAACGACAUCAAGUCGCUUGUCCAGCGCGCCAAGGCCCGGUCCAAGCGCCGUCGUCGGCGGCGGCGGUGA
Molecule: messenger RNA, 2178 nt
Organism: Thecamonas trahens ATCC 50062
Lineage: Eukaryota; Apusomonadida; Apusomonadidae
Exons: 4
Coding region: 22-2178 (718 amino acids)
Biological process (GO): rRNA processing
Cellular component (GO): nucleus
Molecular function (GO): RNA binding
Source: RefSeq, a predicted model, not a curated record